Messenger RNA from Aspergillus calidoustus, 936 nucleotides. Lineage: Eukaryota; Fungi; Ascomycota; Eurotiomycetes; Eurotiales; Aspergillaceae. The record is from the annotation of a GenBank genome assembly.
AUGGUUACUGCCACAUCCAACGGCGCUCGAGGAAUGGGCACCCCACAUUCAGUGCUUGCCCUCAUACGAUCCAACACAAUUUUACAAAACCAGUUACCAGACGAACAAGGUCGCGCCUAUACAAAGAUCCCAGCCUUGGCGCGUUUCGAAUACGCUCAGAGCGAGCGUCACAUCGAACUACAAUCUAGCUGCCAGUCUCCAUACCCGUCGUUGUUCCUCACGCCAGAACAUGCCUCAAAAAGCCCUCAAUAUGUUAAUACUUCGUCAAUUGGCACUGGAAUAACGGGCAAUCUGCAUCGGAAAGGCCUACUACUGUGGUGCUGUGGUGUUCCGAUCGGGUUAGAAGGAAAUGAUGCGUGUUUUCGCCAAUACAUCUACAGUUUUUUGACACGAGUGGCGGAUAACGUGUUACUCUUGAAAUGCCCCAAUACACUCCUUGGAAGUUUUCUCUUCUCUGCAAAGGAGAACGAUCCACGCCUUGAUCAUUCGCGAAAUCAAGCUCUUAAUGCUGUCAAAACAGUUUUCAAGGGGAUAAACGUGCUGAGGUAUACACCCACGCUCACUCCAUCCGUUUUCGAAUGGAAUUUUAUCCAGUGGGGUUAUAGAAUCCCCCCACGACUUCGGCAUGAUAUCGAGUCAUUGACUACAACAUGGUGUUCCAUUUAUACUUACCCAGGCCGCCCGGUACCACCCGCUCUGAUUUCGCAAUGUAUACAGUGCUUAAAGCCCUCAACAACCCAAUUACUGGUUUCCGUCCUCUAUCAGAGCGGUCAGAUUCCGCAGAUGAAUCAUCGUUUCAUCCUUCCUUUUCUUUAUUCAGCUAGUAUUCGACAACGCGCACGCCACCAUGUCGGACAUUCUUGUGCCCAGCCUGAUCAACUUAGCAACAACGCCAACAACGCGGAGCAUGAAAUAUCAGCCCAAACAGCGCUCUAG